Dacryopinax primogenitus is the source of this 1964-nucleotide messenger RNA. Its product is annotated as aldolase. The record is from RefSeq and is a predicted model, not a curated record. Lineage: Eukaryota; Fungi; Basidiomycota; Dacrymycetes; Dacrymycetales; Dacrymycetaceae. The transcript has 9 exons. Gene Ontology annotation, molecular function: aldehyde-lyase activity; zinc ion binding. Bases 56 to 946 code for a protein of 296 amino acids. Gene Ontology annotation, biological process: carbohydrate metabolic process.
CGAGGAAUUACUUGUUGGAAAACAUCGUUGACGUGAAAUCAAACAUACAAGAAACAUGUCCUCCACCAUCGUCACCCCCGAGAACAACCGUACCCUCGCCAUCCUCAAGAAGGCGAAGGAGGGAAACUAUGGUGUCAUCGGCAUGGUAUGCUACGACAUGGACAGUGUGAUGGGAUUCCGGGAUGCAUGUGAGAAGGCCAACACACCGGGGAUCAUCAUGCUCUUCCCCAUCUCGGCGCGUUAUGGCGGAAGCCAGUUUGUGGCUUUCUGCCGUGAUAUUGCCCACCAGGCUAAGGUCCCCAUGUCUCUUCACAUGGACCACGCCGUCGAGAUCGCCGACAUCGACUUCAUGUUCGACAUUGCUGAAAAGCAGGGGAUCAAGCUUGACAGCAUUAUGAUUGAUUCAUCACGGUGUGACACAGAGGAAGAGGGUAUAGCAAUGGUGAAGAAGUAUGUCGACCGCGCCAAUAAACUGGGCAUGGCGAUCGAAGUCGAGCUUGGCCGGCUUGAGGGCGGAGAGGCAGGUCUUGCGGCCAUCGCGGAAGGCAAGCAGACCGACCCGGAAGAUGCAGACCAUUUCAUCAGGGAGACCGGUGCGCAGAUUUUGGCGCCAAGUAUCGGAAACCUUCACGGGCAUUACAUUAAUCCACCAAAUUUCAACCAGGAAAUUUUGAAGACCCUCAAGACGACUUAUGCCCAGUCGAAUACGUACAUUUGCCUGCAUGGCACUGAUGAGCUGCCCGACUCGCUCUUCCAGGAAUGUGUCAAGAAUGGGGUGACCAAGAUGAACAUGAACAGCUGGAUGCGUGAUCCUUACAUGGAUGCAUACAAGCAUGCCCUGGUCGAGGGCAAGCCCCUCCCAGAUGUGCACAACAUCGGCGUCAAGGCCUUUGCCGACGCUGCGGAGAGGUUCUUCCCGCUGUUUGGUUCUGCGGGGAAGGCAUGAAUGGAUUUCCUGUAAUUGGUGUUGCAUCGAAAGGACGUAAGACAGAAUUAUUUCAGUUCCCAACGCUUAAGGUUGCGCGGUUGAGAAAUUGUACAUGCCACAUAUAACUAGGUUCCUCCGGAUGUCAGUCACAUGGGAAGAAUACGGAAAACCCGUCGGAAGCCGCGGGCGUCUGUGUAAGACCGCCUGCGGAUUUCCUAGCGAUGAAUGUUCUGCCUCAUGACACAGCAGAAAUUAUCCUAGUCCAGAUCUUCGAUCACCACCUUGAGUGCAUCGGACGUUGAAGACUGGUAUUGCGUUCACGCUGGCACCGGUGCUGGUCAUCCGGCAACUGGCUUCAAAGCGAUAAGGCUAAUAACAGUCUCGUCCGUCACUGUGUUCAGUUGCUUUUCCUUCUCAUCAGCCGCGGCGUUAGACUUCUGGGUGUACAUCAUGGACGCGUCGGUAUUGAGCUUGUACGCCUUGCGAAUGGCAGACCAGUCUGCUACAUCCUUCAGUUGUUCGAGGGGCACGAGUUGUCCUUGUACGACUGCGCGCAUGCGGUUUUCUAUGUUGGAGGGAUGGUAUGGAUCAUGGGACGAAGCAUCGAGGGAUGCAGUGGGGCAAAUGUGCAAUACGAGCAGUGACUCGCUGCUCCCUGAGAGUCCAAACCGUCGCAAAGCAUCGGUGAUAUUAUUUCCGGGGCUUAAGCACCACAGCACCUCCGAGUGUAUAGUCUUCGUCCGCAUAGUGCCCUCCCAUUCCGCGAUGCAUGCUUGGUACGCCGCUGUAAGCAAGGCUAACCUGCUGCUGACCAUGGAAGCAUCAAUGAAAGCAAAGUUUACGGCUGCACGGGCUUCAUAUCCUUCUGGUGUGGUGGGAAGCGUGGAGGCCUGUAUGAGCCGCUGUAAAAGUGCGGUUGGCUGAGACAGGGAUGUGAAUAGGGCAGUGUGGAAUGUCAGACCGAGAUGCGGAUAAGGGUAAGAUUCCAUGGUGUGCUCGAUAGGCAAAUUGAGGCUGGGAAGAGGCCUAUCGGAAU